Molecule: messenger RNA, 4893 nt
Organism: Anarrhichthys ocellatus (wolf-eel)
Lineage: Eukaryota; Metazoa; Chordata; Actinopteri; Perciformes; Anarhichadidae
Gene: arhgap42a
Product: Rho GTPase activating protein 42a
Exons: 24
Coding region: 398-3373 (991 amino acids)
Biological process (GO): signal transduction
Cellular component (GO): cytoplasm
Molecular function (GO): GTPase activator activity; protein binding
Source: RefSeq, a predicted model, not a curated record
GUUAAGCUGCGCAGCGUUUUACCGGCCGCUAUGAUACGUUCAACAUUAGCCUCUGGCGCCUUCUUUCAGCGACUUGUAUUGUUUUCUGCAUAAAGGAAAGUCCACUAAAAAGGUCAACGCGUUGUUAUAUGUGAACUUAUUGGUAUUAAACCCGGUGUGAGAAGCAGUGUAGGGCUCGCGCUCCCAAAGACUCUGUUGUGUUUCAGUGUCCGGAAGUUGUGAGGGGGAAAAGUAGGAAAGGCAUGAACAAAAAAAAGAGGUGGAAGAAACUUCUGACCAAUUUUUCCUCCGAGCCCAUUGAAACCACCGGUUUCUCUGGUGAAUCUCACCACGGGCACGGUUGAGGUGUCUUACUUUACGUGAUCUAAUAGUUAGUAUUGUGCAUUAAUUGAUCGAUAUGGGUCUGCCGACGCUGGAGUUUAGUGACUCUUUCCUGGACAGUCCGGAGUUCAGAGAGCGGCUGCAGUGCCAUGAGAUCGAGCUGGAGCGCACCAACAGGUUUAUAAAAGACCUCAUCAAAGAUGGAAACAUGCUCGUGUCUGCGCUCAGAAGUCUUUCUCUUGCUGUUCAACGGUUCUCUCAGUCUCUGCAGGAGUUUCAGUUUGAAUGUAUUGGAGACGCUGAGACUGAUGAUGAGAUCAGUAUAGCUCAGUCCUUGAAGGAGUUCUCUCAGCUCUUGAGCACCAUGGAAGAGGAGAGAAAACGACUGAUCCAGAAUGCCGAUGACGUGUUGAUCUCACCCCUCGAGAGAUUUCGUAAGGAGCAGAUUGGAGCUGUUAAGGAGGGAAAGAAGCAGUUUGACAAGGAGACAGAAAGGUACUACUCUGUUCUGGAGAAACACCUCAGCGUGUCCUCCAAAAAGAAGGAAUCACAGCUACACGAGGCCGAUUCACAGAUGAGUAAGGACAGGCAGGUUUUUUAUGAUGCAUCGCUGCAGUAUGUCUUCAAGAUCCAAGAAGUGCAGGAGAGAAAGAAGUUUGAAUUUGUGGAGCCGUUAUUAGCCUUCCUGCAGGGUUUGUUUACAUUCUACCAUGAGGGUUACGAGCUGGCCAAUGAGUUUGAACCCUACAAGCAGCAGCUUCAGUUCAACCUGCAGAAUGCUCGCAAUAACUUUGAAAGUACGCGUGCUGAGGUUGAGAGGCUGAUGAAGAGGAUCCGGUCUGCAGAAGAAGACUUCCAAGCCCCCAGUGUCUUUACCAUGGAGGGAUACCUGUAUAUACAGGAGAAACGUCCAUUGGGCAGUGUGUGGACCAGAUACUACUGUACCUAUGAAAAAAGCUCCAAGAUGUUCACCAUGAGCAACACAGAGGCCAGACCAGCCAGCAGACAGAACGGCGUGGUGAACGGUACGCCUGAGAUGUUCAAGCUGCGCUCUUGUGUCAGAAGGAAGACAGAUUCAAUUGACAAACGCUUCUGCUUUGACAUCGAGGUGGUGGAGAGACAUGCCGUCAUCACCCUGCAAGCACUCUCUGAGGCAAACAGGCGGCUGUGGAUGGAGGCAAUGGAUGGAAAAGAACCUAUUUACACUCUGCCUUCUUUACUGAGUAAAAAGGAGGAGACAUUUCUCAACAAGGCAGGCUUCAACUUUGUUAAGAAGUGUAUCGAGCUGGUUGAAACGAGAGGCAUUACCACCCUGGGACUGUACAGGACUGGGGGAGUCAACUCCAAAGUGCAGCGGUUGAUGACGAGUGUGUUUGCAUCCACAGCUCCCACUGACAUGCAGCUGGAUGCAGAGGCCUGGGACAACAAGACCAUCACCAGCGGUCUAAAGAAUUAUUUCAGGUGUCUGGCAGAACCAGUACUGACCUACAGACUGCAUAAAGAAUUCAUCAAGGCUGCAAAGUAUGACAACCAGAAGUAUAGAGUGAGAGCAAUUCAUGCUCUUGUACACAAACUACCAGAAAAAAACAGAGCUAUGUUGGACAUCCUAACCAACCACCUUCACAAGGUGUCCUCUCACAGUGACCAGAACCUGAUGACUGUGUCCAACCUGGGAAUGAUCUUCGGCCCCACGCUGAUGAGGUCGCAGGAGGAGACGGUGGCUGCUAUGAUGAACAUCAAGUUUCAAAACAUUGUGGUGGAGAUUAUCAUUGAGAACCACCACAAGAUAUUUGGUGAGGCCCCAGACCUGUCGGUGCCGUUACCUCAGCCUCCAUCCUCUCGGUCGACUCCUCGGAGGAACAAGGCCAUCUGUCUGUCGACUGGAAAGAGGAAGGCCCGUCUCUACCCUCCGGCUCUCUGCCUGGCAGACAACGACAGUGACACCUUCAGUAGCAGCCCCAGCACGACUCCGAUGGGCAGCCAGGAGUCUCUGUCCUCACACUCCUCUGAGAAGAACGGAUUGUCUCAGACCUCUCCUCCGUCCUCUCCUGUUGCCGAACCCGACUCGUCCUCCACACCACCGGUGUCUCCUCAUGCAGCUUCCUCCUGCUCGCCGUCCCACAACUCCUCAAACGGGAAGGAUCAGAAACACCCGACAGACAACACGGCCUCCCCUCACCUUACGCCUUCCUGUCCCAGUACUUCCUCCCAGAUCACUCCGGCCCAACAGACUUCCUCUGUGUCCUCCUCCACGUCCUCUUUACUCUCCACAGAGAGGAGUCUGUCUGUCAAAGGAAACUCGACUGCCUCCUUGUCAUCUGUAAAAGAGUCAAGAUCUCCUUCCGUAGCCUCCUUGUCCACUGCCUCCAUCCAGCACUCUUCAGUGGAGCGCGCCUCCUCUCUCAGGGAGGGUCGACCUCUUCAGCGAGCGUCGUCUGUCUCCUCUCUGAAGAGCUCUCAUUCAGUCGAUCAAAGAAAUGCAUCCAGCGCCUCCUCUACUGUCACGGAAACCAAAGUGACUACCUCUCCUUCUCGGCAGCACAGAAAAACUUACAUGAAUGCCUCCUCCUCCUCUUCCUCCUCCUCUUCAUUAUUCCGCGACCAGCUUUCCAUGUCCUCCUCUCUGACCUCCCUACACAUUUCUGAGGAUUACAAAAGCUGUCACGGAUCGGUACAGAGUCUCAUGUCGCUGGACCCACAGGAGGCAACGUGCAAACGUAAACCUUCACACAUCCGCUGUGGCUCCGAUCUGAUUACAAAACACUCUGCUGCCGCCGCAUCCAGCAACGGUUACCAGAGACCUGGAUCAGUAUUAUCAGUCAGACUACCGCAGCGUGAGAGUUCAGUAUUCUCCUCGGCACUAGACGUAUGUUCCUCAGGAAGGGAUGCAAAGGCUCUCUACUCCUGUGAGGCAGAGCACAGCCAUGAGCUCAGUUUUCCACAGGGGGCGCUGAUCUCAAACGUGUACGCGUCUGUGGAACCAGGUUGGCUUCAGGCGACGUACAAUGGAAGAACAGGCCUCAUACCUGAAAACUACAUCACAUACAUGUGACAGACCCGAUGAUGACAUCACCCCCAUCACUGAAUAACACAAAGAUCUAACUUUGACUUUAGGGAUCUAAAGUGCAUCCAGUAAAACUCUGUGCUGCUAGUCAGAGAUCUAAUAUAUUCAUCAUGUGACUGUGACUGUUAUCACUGAACUACUGGGGCUGCAUGUGAACGAUGCAUUUACUGUAUGUAUAUCUGACUACUAUAUGUGAACCAUGUUAGGGGUUGUUAACCAGUUUAUAAUACAGUAGAUGUUAAAAUCUUGUUGUCUGACUUUAACUGCAUUCAUACAUGACGGUGUCACUUAAUCAACGUUAUUAUCUCCUCUUUUAUGUUAUGAAAUGUGUCUGUAAGGUACAUGUAGACAGUGUGUUUUCUAUCACAUCCUGAUAAUGUAUGUGUUUACUAUCGUAUUAAUGUUAUAGGCUGUGAGUCCAGAGAUGAAGUGUUCACACCUGUGCCUUGAACAGUAUGAACUGAUGGUCUAAGACUGAAUCCUUCCAUUACACCGUCCCUCUACUGUCUGUCAGUUUCUAUGCCGUCUAAAUAAAAGACAAGUACUUAACUUAAAAACGUGUAGUUGUAGUUUGCUUUAUCAUUAUUUUGUGUCUAUCAAAGUUUCCUUAAAGAUAUCUAGUUAUACUAUAUGCAGCUGUGCAAAACAAAUUAUUCUUUAUAUUCCAAAUAUCAGGGGAAGCUCUGUACGUUAGUUCUGCCAAGGUGCAUGCCUUUUUCUACAAAUUAUAUGUAUUCAUAUCCCUUAAUGUUGUAACGUGUAUCCAUGUGUGUGAAUGUAUAAUGAUGGACUGUAUUUGGUAGGUGAGGGAGGUCCCAUCAUCUUUUCUGUACUUUGUGUGCAUUAUAAACACAUAAACACAUAAUUAUACAAUUCACAAAAUACAUUUUAAUCUUAUGUCAUAUACUGUACAUUCUUAUUUUAUGUUGUCAAUGUUUUGUCACCACCGCUCUGUAUCGACAGUCAGUGUUGGAGAGCAGGCACUUAAAACUGUCUGAGCCGUGCAGCUUUAUGGCAGCGCUGCUGACGGGGUACUGAUCUCUGCCAGCCUCCUCAGCAGUCCGUCCAGCGUCUCUAUGUUCUGGGAUUUCUCCUCCAGCAGCUCGUAUCGCAGACUGGAGAUGUCCUGCUUGAUCUCUUUCAGUUCACCUGAAGAACAAUAGAAGAAAAAUACUAUAAAUGUGACAAGAAUAGCUUUAUAUUUAAAAUGGAUACAACAAGUGAAACAAGUUCAGUUUCAGCAUCAUUGUGUUGAUUUUUACCUUCGGUGAUCUCGUCACUCUCUUUGUCCGCUUGAGAUUUGAUGAUGUAACGCUUUAUUAGACGCUUCAUGAUCUUCUGCAACCAGAGAUGGAAAAAGUGCUCAAAUAUCUUAGAACAUGUAUAAUUUACAAUAUUAGAUAUAUUGGAUUAGAUAUAUAAAAGUCCCAGAUUUAAAUUCUCAAUUAAUUCUUGCAGAAAAUCAUGAUUUUAUUGCUGUACUAACGUGAAAAUGAAUCACGUUUUGU